Pelobates fuscus (common spadefoot toad) is the source of this 3094-nucleotide messenger RNA. RefSeq names its product thioredoxin reductase 1 (gene TXNRD1). Gene Ontology annotation, molecular function: flavin adenine dinucleotide binding; thioredoxin-disulfide reductase (NADPH) activity; glutathione-disulfide reductase (NADPH) activity. The record is from RefSeq and is a predicted model, not a curated record. The transcript has 17 exons. Gene Ontology annotation, biological process: cellular response to oxidative stress; cell redox homeostasis; glutathione metabolic process. Lineage: Eukaryota; Metazoa; Chordata; Amphibia; Anura; Pelobatidae. Gene Ontology annotation, cellular component: cytosol; mitochondrion. Bases 119 to 2074 code for a protein of 651 amino acids.
UUUUUUUUGCUUGAUCAUUUUGGUAUCUAACUGAGGUCAACAAGGCAGUUAGUGUUAAUAGAUCACAGAGAGACUGGCCUCACUCUGACACGGCAAAUUAUGGUUUCAGGUCUACAGAAUGGGCAAUUCCGUGAAAAAAGGAAAAGCUGUUUUUGUGGAACCCACACAGGUGAAAAGCCUACAACUUUACAAAGCAGCAAUUGAAGACCAGCACAUUAAAUCCCCGGAGAUAACCAGAUUCAGAAUGGAGGAAGAUAUAGAUAGUGAGUGGAAACGUAAUCAGGAGAAAACUAUUCUGAGACUGAAACUGGAGGAGUACAUUGGUAACAGUGAUGUUGUCGUGUUCAGCAAGACAACAUGUGGAAAGUGCACAAAAAUCAAAAGCCUACUUGACGGCAUGAACAUCUCAUAUCGGGCUGUGGAAAUCGAUCAGAUGGAGAACGGACAGAUGUUUGAAGAGGUGCUCUGUGAACACGUCAUGGAGACGGCUUUACCCAGUGUUUUCGUAAAAGAGAAGUUUAUAGGAGAAUACGAUGGAAUCAUAAAGUUAGCAAAGGAAGGCUUGUUUCAAAAGCUUUUAGAAGGUAAAGAAGAGAAAACAUCGGACAACGCUUAUGACUAUGACCUGAUAGUGAUUGGCGGUGGCUCAGGAGGUCUCGCUGCUUCUAAGGAGGCCACACAAUAUGGCAAGAAUGUAUUGGUACUAGACUACGUCACGCCAUCUCCGCUAGGAACACAAUGGGGCCUUGGAGGAACAUGUGUAAACGUGGGCUGUAUUCCCAAGAAGCUAAUGCACCAGGCAGCCUUACUGAAGCAGGCUUUGAAAGAUUGUCAGAAGUUCGGCUGGCAGGUGGAUAGUAAUGUACAGCACAACUGGGAGACUAUGACGGAAUCCAUUCAGAGCUACAUUGGUUCUUUAAAUUGGAACUACAGGGUCUCGCUGUUGGAAAAGGAAGUGAAAUAUGAAAAUGGAUACGGGGAGUUUGUAGAACCACACAAAAUUAAGACAACAAACAGCAGAGGAAAAGUCAAGUACUUUACCGCAGAAAAAUUUAUCAUAGCUACAGGAGAACGACCUCGAUACCUCGGUAUAAAUGGCGACAAAGAAUACUGCAUCACAAGCGAUGACCUGUUCUCGCUCCCAUACUGCCCUGGGAAGACCCUAGUUGUUGGGGCGUCUUACGUUGCCUUAGAAUGUGCAGGUUUCCUGGUAGGGCUUGGCUUGGAUGUUACUGUAAUGGUUCGUUCGAUUCUAUUAAGAGGAUUUGACCAGCAAAUGGCCACAAAGAUUGGUGACCACAUGGAAGAGCAUGGAGUAAAAUUCAUCAGAGAGUUUGUGCCAACAAAGAUAGAGCAGAUAGAAGCUGGGACACCUGGAAAAUUAUUGGUAACAUCUCAGUCAACUGAUGGAACAGAGAUAACUGAAGAAUAUAAUACGGUUUUGUUAGCGAUUGGAAGAGACGCAUGCACAAGGAGGAUUGGUUUAGAAAUACCAGGAGUAAAGAUAAAUGAGAAGACAGGGAAAAUCCCAGUCAAUGAUGAGGAGCAGACAAAUGUGCCGUACAUCUAUGCGAUUGGGGAUGUGCUGGAAGACAAGAUAGAGCUCACUCCUGUUGCUAUUCAGGCAGGACGACUCUUGGCAAGGAGGCUAUAUGGCGAUUCAAAGUUAAAGUGUGACUAUGUCAAUGUACCGACAACAGUGUUUACUCCGCUGGAAUAUGGCGCCUGCGGCCUUUCAGAAGAAAAUGCGAUACUCAAGUAUGGAGAAGAAAACAUAGAGGUCUAUCACAGUUAUUUUUGGCCUCUGGAAUGGACGGUGCCCGCAAGAGAUAACAACAAAUGCUACGCAAAGAUCAUAUGCAAUUUAAAAGACAAUGAAAAGGUAAUUGGAUUCCACGUGCUGGCUCCAAAUGCUGGUGAAAUUACUCAAGGAUUUGCUGCUGCAAUAAAAUGUGGUCUCACGAAAGACCAAUUGGACUACACUAUAGGAAUCCAUCCAGUGUGUGCAGAGAUAUUCACCACCUUAACUGUGACGAAGCGAUCUGGUGGCAACAUUCUUCAAUCUGGAUGCUGAGGUUAAGCCCUGCUGUGUGUCUUGUUUUGCCAUUGUGUUGAAAGGGGGAAAAAAGAUCAAGUCAAAGUCAAUAUGCAUUUACAAAAUGGACCAAUAGACGGUGGUUUGUCAUCACAAACUCGAAGAUGGCUCCCUUUCUCAUGGCAACUUACAACACAGCGGGGUUACAGCACAAUAAACUGAUGCAGGACACCUUCUUGGAGGUUUUAUGAAGUCACAGUCCAAAGCCAAAUCUGGUGGAUAGCGACCGACGAACUGCUCACUCAGUUUAUGAACAUUGAUGAAGAUGUUUCCUUUAACACACUUUUGUAUGAAGAUGAUGAUCUAUAUAGAAGUUCUACUUGUAGAGUUUACACUUAUGUUUUUAUACUGUGAAAAAGUUUAUUGAGCAAGUUUACACAAGAGCAGUGGUUAUCAAAACACAAGUCCUACAGUCUGGUUGAGCAUCAAGAAGAAUCUGGUUCCAAAAUAUCUGGAGUGCCGUAAUCUUUAAUCAAACAUCAUGUCUGUGAUGGCUUCACUUGUGGCAAUAGUCAACAGAUGACUAUCCAGAGAUCUUUCAAUUUCCUCUCCAAUGAUCCUAGUUGUUGAGGAACAGUUUCCAAAUGUUUAGUAUUUAUCAAAGGCCAGAAUGUCUCUUUGACUCUUUGCUGCCUAAAGGACUAUUUUGAGAGACGCUGCAUAAGAGGACCACUAAAAUAUUGGUAUAAUUAUUUUAUUUCUAAAGUAGACUUAAUUUAUUUCUGAAAUGUAAAUGAAGAGAUUAAAUGAUUGAAUUGACAACACUCUUGCAAAAUGUAUGCCAGCGUUUCUAUUUUGGCUACAAUUGACGUGCUGUGACUAUAGUGGAGUUUAAGUUUUUUUUCCAAAUCUGCUAUUGUUGCCAACGUUUUGCAACUCUGUUUUUAGUUCUCUACAAUUCACAGUUUAGUGAAUAAAUUCCAUUAUGUAAUGGAAAACUAGUUUGUUUUUUAAAUAUAUAAAUUAGUAGUAUAAUAUGACAAUACUACCACGUGCAGU